Colletotrichum truncatum is the source of this 954-nucleotide messenger RNA. RefSeq lists its product as uncharacterized. Gene Ontology annotation, biological process: L-cysteine biosynthetic process. NCBI's taxonomy places the organism in Eukaryota, Fungi, Ascomycota, Sordariomycetes, Glomerellales, Glomerellaceae. Gene Ontology annotation, cellular component: cytoplasm. The record is from RefSeq and is a predicted model, not a curated record.
AUGCAAAUCAUACUCAAAGCCUCCGAGACGGCCUUGGCCGCCAUAGGCAACACCCCACUCAUCCGUCUACGCCGCGUCGUACCCGCCAAUCACGCCUCCAUCUACCUCAAACUCGAAUACACCAACCCAACCGGCUCACACAAGGACCGCAUGGCCGCCGCCAUCAUCUCCGGCGCCGAGUGCAGGGGGGCUCUCAAACCGGGCAUGAAAGUGGUGGAGGCAACGGGAGGCAGCACGGGCUCCUCCCUGGCGUUCGUCUGCGCCGUCAAGGGAUACGAGUUCCAGGUCGCCAGCUCCAACGCCUUUGCCCUCGAGAAACUGCGCACCAUGGCGGCGUUCGGCACAAAGGUCGACAUCAUCCACAGCCCGACGGGCAAGAUCACCGCGGAUCUGAUCCCGUCCAUGGUGAAGCGAGCAAAAGAGGUUGCGGAGGAGGAGAAGGGCGUGUAUGCUGCGGACCAGUUCAGGAACCGUGAUGCGUUGGUUGGAUACCAAGCCCUCGGCGAGGAGCUGCUCCAGCAAGUGCCGGAAGGUAUCGAUGCUUUUUGUGCGGCGGUCGGCACGGCGGGGCUGGCCAUGGGUGUUGCUGGGGUGCUGAAAGCCGCGAGACCUGACACCAGGGUUGCCGUGCUGGAACCGGCUACUACGCCCGUCAUUACGGAAGGUCGGGCUGGCGCUCAUGGGGUUGAGGGCAUCGGUAUCGGGUUCCUUCCCCCUCUUCUUGACCGGGAGUUGUAUGACGAGGCGAGGGCGAUUUCUGAGGAUGAGGCGCGCGCCAUGUGCCGACGGCUAGCUAAGGAGGAGGGUAUAUUUUCCGGGGUGUCUACGGGCCUGAAUGUUGUCGCGGCGAUGCAGUUGGCCAAGGAGCUGGGGCCGGGGAAGAGAGUUGUGACGAUUGCAUGCGAUACUGGGCUGAAGUAUCUGAAUGGUGACUUGUUUGCUGCUCCAAAAUAA